AUGACGCGCGACACUCGCGCGCGAGCGCUGGAGAAGAUAGCUUCGCUAUCGGCAACCGGCCCCGCGACUUCGUUUGAGAAAUCAGACCUCGACCGGCUGUGCAAGGCGUGCCAUUCGGGAGCAAGAGGAGGCGAACAUGGCCAGGCCGGGCAUAACUCGAAGCCGAAUGGCUCUCUGGGGAAAAUCCCAAUGUCCAUUCGCGAGUUCGAAGUGCUCCUAGCCUUAUGCAAGACCGCGCCGAACAUCCAAUCUAGCCAAAGCGCCCAGAAGCUCUCCUAUCGACUGAUUCCUUAUAUACUCGACAUCCAUACCCAAGUCUUUGUUUCGUCGCCCUUCUUUCGCAAGAUCGAGCCAUCCCCGACAGAAUCGCUAGCCUUCCACGUUACGGCGGCACUGUUGUCGCUUGGAAACAACUAUCACGAACUUCACGACGAUAUCUCCAAUGGCAUCUGGCACUUUGCCAACGACUGCAAUAAAGUGGCCGAGAAUGUCGUGUCGCCACACGUCGGCGAUCCUGAAAACCCCCAUCUGGAUGACGCAAUUCGCACCGCGACUAUUGCUCUGGCUCUCGUUGGUUUCCUUGAUGCUGUGUCUGCUCAGGCAGAUUUCUGGAAAGUGGAGGGCCGGCUAGUCCUUAUACAAAAGAUUCGUCAGCUUCUCUCAGAGCCCUUCUUGGUUGCGGUUGAGACCGCCAUCUCUACGAUCCGCAACUCUCUCAGCCAAGACCGGGACGUGAAAGAGUGGAAGAGGCACCUGCGCCAUUAUGCUGCCUCGGGAAGACCUCUUGGAGCAAUGUUGCUGCAGCGCAGUUUUAUGUGGCUGGUACUGGCGAGCAGUUCGUUGAUGGUUGCGGAUGGAGCACGCCUUCGAACUACGCACAUCCUGGAUAUUCUCAUGUCCAAGGACGGCAGUCUGAACGCUGGUGAUAUAGAGGCCCAUACCUCCUCUAUCGAGACGUAUACUGGUCUCGCAAUAGAACAGAUGCACUACAUCGAGGCUGGUGCGGACUUUGUGCGACUUGGCGCGCACUCUCAGCAACAGCUUGCCUUUGCAGUCAAAUCUGCUGCCAUGAUAACCUAUCUGAACUGCGCCUUGCUUAAUGAAGAGGUUGCAGACGCGGAUAUCCUCACCACAUGGCUUCAGGAGGCUCUGGAAGACCCUCUGCAGAUGACUGAUGAAACUUUGGCAUCCACGGUUUUACAAUGUCUGGCUCUGAGCUGCCGUAUAGCGCCUUCGUUUUCUUCAACCGUCAGCCGCGCGCUUCCGCGGUUCCUGGUCCAGACUGUGCCUCAGGGCAAUACCGUUGGAGUAGCAUCAAAGAGUUUGGCAUAUGUUCUAAGGCUGCUUUCCAAAGACGCAGUCAUCAGCACUCUCUAUUCCUUGGGCAAUGUGUUGAGUCCAGGUUCAGAUGGGACCAUUACUGGCUUGCAAGCAAAUGGUACCGCCGGCGAAGCGAGCUUGGUCCCUAUAUAUGUUAACAGACAUUCUACGGGAAGCGCCAUUUCUCUUCAGAUGAACGGCGAGGAAGAAACGGCCAUAAUUUAUGGCAAUGUUGUUCAGGCGAUAUGCGGCAUUGCGGCAGCAUGCGAGGACGAAAAGAUUACGGCUCUUGCACAGUCCAUGCUUCUACAAAAAUUGGACAAGGUCAACGUCAGCGUAGACACCCAAGUUAUAGCUGGCGCAGCUACGUUGGCACUUAGUGGUGGCCAACUGGAAUUCCGCUCGCUCCUGAAACUGUACUCAAGGAUAUGCCAUAUCGGCGUUGUGGAGAAGAAGGACUUCCUUUUGGGCUCGGUGAGGAGAGCUCGCGCCCACAUCUCCGCUCGUUUGCGUCGGGACUCGCCCUUGUUCGACAUCUAUUGGGAACAUCUGCUGGAUAGCAUUAUUUCUCUGGGUGAUGCUCACGCGUCUGGGCAAACCAAAGACUCGGACGUGCAGUUGGCUGCUCAAGAGAUUGGUGAACUGCUUCACCCUCUUGCUGUGUUCAUGGCCAGCAAUGAUCUUGCCUCGGAGCCACUGACAAGUGAUGAAUCUAAUGCUCUCCUUAGAGAUGCAUGGUUUAACAUUGUUGUACAUGGAUUUAUGACAACCACCGAACGUGGCAAGAAGCACAUUGACGAGCUUCGCAUGAUUGCCGUGCACUCCCCAGCUUUGGUAGCGAGCCAGCGUAGCGAGCAGGUUGAGAGUGAUAUCGAGCUUAACACUGUGCUGAGACGAGGACAUAGCAACGAACGAGAGGCAAUGCAGAAGAAGCUUCUUAGCGAGCUCAUACCAUCAAAGGCAGCUGAUAUUAAGAGCCUUAGCUACCGAAAGGUUAUUUUCCUUCAAGCUGCUUACCUGGUUGAGAGUCUCCGGGCAGAUGCUGGCGAUUGCACCAAGGCGUUGACCUACUUUUUGGAGCCUGCCAUGCGAAAGGGCGAUGUGAGCAGCACUAUGGAGGGAAUUGCUGCGGCUGUCGUGGACAAGUAUUUGAGGAAGACGCUCGCUGGUAUUGAUCCGAGCUUCUCCUCCCAAUACGCCGCUACCCAGCUUGUUUCCAUCUUCUGUAACUGCUGCCAUCGCAUCGAGCGAGUUCAGCAGGCUGCAUUUGCUUGUGCAGACCGUAUCAUUAGGGAUGUGCCUUCGGCCUUGUGCCACAGAACGUCUCUCUUUGCUCUGCUGGAACUCCUUUCCCUCUUGUUCACAAGCUGUCUUGAGGCCGAGACCGAUAUAUACACGCCACGGUCGAUAUUUAGUUCCAAGCUUGGCGACGUAACGCUCGAGCUGUCCGACGAUUACGAUUUCCGACGGUGGACUCUGGACAUGCUUAACCGCAAGGCCAAGGCGUGGGUUACCGCUGCUAUCAACCUGGCGCCAUUGGACGUUAAGGGUCUUCUCCAGACAUACCUGUCGGAGUUUGAAGACGACGGUGCAUAUGGCCAUGUUUCACUUGGCCGAUCUUUCGCUUUAGAAGUUGGAUCCAUUAUUCCUUCAACAGAUAACAGGCUACAAUCUCUUGACCGUGUCGGAGACACCGCUCUCAACACAGCAUCGGAUUUAAUCGCCCAGUAUACAACUCGUCAAGAGUACCGCUAUGGCGAAACACUGCCAGACCGUGGGUCUGAGUUGAUAACCUUCAUGAACCUAAACCGACGGUCGUCGUUUGCUCGGAUUUUGAGCAAAAAGUCUACUUCUUUGACUGAGGUCCGCGAGAUUCUCAGACGAGCAGCCGCCCUCUUGUGCCGUGGUGGGAAAGAUGAAUCAGCCGUUGCUCGUUAUCUAGUGAACAUACCCUUUGCCCUGUUCACAAAGCAGUCUAUCAAGCUGGGCGUCUCGCUAUGGCUAGGCGUAAUGAACGAAAACCCACAACUGGAGCCCAAGCUGCUUAAUUCCAUUGCUCAGCAGUGGGAGUUGAGCAUUUCUCGCAAAGUCGGAUUGUUCCAUCCUGCUUUGAGCCAUCCCGACCCGUUCUUUCUCAAAGAAGAAAACUCGCCAAGUGAGCUGGAAAUGCUAGCAAAGAAGCGACAGUUGGUACAUGACAUUUUGUCUCCUCAUGCUCGCCUGUUGCAGUUCUUCAGCAGCCACUUCAAUGCCACCAGACUCGGCUGCCCUGACAUUCAGAGAAUCUUCAUUCGGAUGCUUGAUUUAACUCUGGACGCCGUUAAGAACUGCACAUCUCAUCCACUAGCGAGAGAAUUGCGUCUCCAGAUUGUUCUCUUUGGCUUGCAGGUUUUGCGAUGGAGCACAAUCAUUAACGCUACAGCCCAAUUUCGCCUCAAGGGCAAGAUUCUGGCUGCAGGCCUCUGCUGGUUCAGGAACUCUCCAAGGUGGUCCUUUGGCAGCAAUCUUGUACAACUGAAGACCGAGUUCCGCCUCAUCUCAGAUGUCCUCUCCGCCAUGAAAGUAGUUGCACCCAUCGGUGCUAAUACGAGCGGCGUUAACUCGCUGCGAUCCAAAGAACUGCUGCUGCAACUGCUGCUGGAGAAUGAGCAAUCGCGUCUGACAGUAUGGAUCAGCCCUCUCAGCCAGCAUCACGCUCACUUGACGAUCCAUCACAACUCCUCGAAAGCAGCGACGGAGGCUGCUCUUCUGCCUCUGGUUCAUACAGCCUGGUUCCAAGAUCCUGCUAUUGCUAUAGAGUUGGCUACGAGAUUCCACUACCUUCGCUUGACUCGCGAGAUCAGAUCCCUACUUCUUGCGAUGCCGGAAAAGGCUAUAUCUGAACCGGAAGCCAUUCCCCUCAUGUUCGGUGGACAUCUACCUGAUGAUGUCGGUUCACAACUCAAGUAUCUCUUAUUCUGGGAACCAGUGAAUCCUCUCACUGCCGUGACCCUCUUUCUGCCAGCAUACAGAGACCAUCCUUUCCUCAUCCAAUACGCCAUGCGAGCUCUUGAGAGCCAUUCACUCGAUAUUACUUUCUUUUACGUGCCUCAGAUUGUGCAAACCUUGCGUUAUGACACUCUCGGAUACGUGGAACGAUAUAUCCUUGAGACUGCGCAAUUUUCUCAGCAUUUUGCUCACCAGAUUAUCUGGAAUAUGAAGGCCAACGCGUACAAAGAUAACGACGGCUUAAUCCCCGAUGACAUCAAACCAACUCUUGAUUCUAUCAUGACCAAGAUGGUCGACAGCUUCACCCCCGAAGACAGAGACUUUUACAAACGAGAGUUCGCCUUCUUUGAUGAAGUUACCAGCAUUUCAGGUAAAUUGAAACCAUACAUUAAACGGCCGAAGCCGGAGAAGAAGCAGAAGAUCGAAGAAGAGCUGCGAAAGAUCCAAGUCGACGUCGGCGUCUAUCUUCCCAUCGACUCAGACGGCAUCGUCAUUGGCAUUGAUCGCAAGUCUGGAAAGCCUCUUCAGAGUCACGCCAAGGCUCCUUAUAUGGCAACUUUCCGUGUCAAGAAGCACAAGAGUGGGCUCGAGCAAGAGAAUCGGCUGCUUGAGGGAACUGGGGAUGGAGAAGGCAAGGAGACCGAAGACAACACUGUGGAGAUAUGGCAGUCCUGUAUCUUCAAGGUCGGAGAUGACUGCAGACAGGACGUGCUGGCGCUACAGAUGAUUGCUGCCUUCCGAGGCAUCUUCCACAACGUCGGUCUUGAAGUUUUCGUUUUCCCGAACCACGUUACUGCGACGGCCCCGGGCUGCGGUGUCAUUGAGGUGUUGCCCAACUCAAUCUCCCGAGAUAUGCUUGGCCGUGAGGCCGUCAAUGGUCUCUACGACUACUUUGUCUCCAAAUACGGCAACGAGGACUCUCUCCGCUUCCAACAAGCUCGCGCCAACUUUGUCAAAUCCAUGGCUGGCUACUCUGUCAUUUCAUUCUUGCUUCAAUUCAAGGAUCGCCACAACGGCAACAUCAUGAUUGACGAUGCCGGACACAUCCUUCACAUCGACUUCGGCUUCUGCUUCGACAUCGCCCCCGGCGGCAUCAAAUUCGAGCGCGCCCCUUUCAAGCUCACGAGCGAAAUGAUGGCCGUCAUGGGAGGCUCGACAGAUCACCAAAGCUUCAAGGCCUUUGAGCAGCUCUGCAUCAAGGCCUUCCUCGCCAGUCGCCAGUACUGCGAGAAGCUCAGCCACAUUGUCCAGCUCAUGAUGGACAGCGGCCUGCCGUGCUUCAAGCCGGAGAGUGUGCAGAACUUUAGGGAUCGCUUCGUCAUGGACAAGACGGAGCGGGAAGCGGCCGACUUCAUGAAGGACCUUAUUAAGAAGAGUUACUCGAGUUACAGUACUGGUAUUUACGACCAGUUCCAACUGCUUACCAACGGCAUUCCAUAUUGA
Messenger RNA from Trichoderma virens Gv29-8, 5751 nucleotides. RefSeq lists its product as uncharacterized. The transcript has 4 exons. NCBI's taxonomy places the organism in Eukaryota, Fungi, Ascomycota, Sordariomycetes, Hypocreales, Hypocreaceae. Gene Ontology annotation, biological process: phosphatidylinositol phosphate biosynthetic process; phosphatidylinositol-mediated signaling. Gene Ontology annotation, molecular function: 1-phosphatidylinositol 4-kinase activity. Bases 1 to 5751 code for a protein of 1916 amino acids. The record is from RefSeq and is a predicted model, not a curated record. Gene Ontology annotation, cellular component: plasma membrane; cytoplasm.